Prorocentrum cordatum is the source of this 417-nucleotide messenger RNA. The record is from the annotation of a GenBank genome assembly. Lineage: Eukaryota; Dinophyceae; Prorocentrales; Prorocentraceae.
AUGGCUGGGAGCGCUCGCAGGGCAGGCUGGCUGCCGCAGAGCCUCGAGCCAAAAACGGCUACGGCCAGGCCUCUCCACCGUUCGUGGCAGGAGGGCGCGCACGAGGGGCAGGAGCGGGAGAAGGGGAAGGAGCGGGAGCGGGAGCGGGAGCGGGCACAGGAUCAGAGCGGGCAGGAGCGGGACCAGGGGCGGGACCGGGGGCAGAGACGGCAGGCAGCAAGCAGGAAGGGCAGGAAGAGGCGGGGAGCCUCAACGAGCGUGGGAGGCUGGCUGCGACUGCUCCGUCACUGCGCCCCCCCAUGGGAGCCCCCUGGGCGCAUGGUCCUCUUUGUUGUCCUCGCCGCAGCGAGGCAAAUCGGGAAAAAAUCCAGGGAGCUCAGAGCACCGCAGAGGCCUCCGUGGAAAGGCAGGUGCUGA